AUGAAGACGUCUUCCACCGUUGGACAAACUGUGCCGUGCUUGCUGGGAGACAAUGCUGGUUCCGCGCCCGAUUAUGAGAUAUCAGCUGCCGAAUCAAACAGAACGCCAAGGGUAUAUACCUUGCGCUCGCUGCCGCCGACGGCAGCCGAGGUGUGCGAGUCCAUGUCAGAGUAUGGCUUACCUGAUGUCAUCUACCAAGAGCCCUUCUACAGUGAUGAGGGAGAUGUGCCACUCCGGUCAAGGGAGUUUGCUGGGCGCCGGUUCCGCCUCCUUGGGAGCACGUUGCCAUAUCUGCCCGAGUUUGAUCCCCUAGGCCAAUCGCCGGCUACAUUUGGUGCCAAGGCCGAAGAGGCGCCAGACCAGGCGGGGAUGCAACGCGAGUACGAGAGGCUUCGGAAGACGUGCUCGAUAAGAAGCUGGGAAAUAUCCAAGCCGCCUCCGACCCUGGAGGAGGUGUCGGAGUGGUGUGACCAGAGGGACCAGAGACUAGACAGGGAGAGGAAAGCGGGCGCGUCCGGACAUGCCCAGCCACAGCCACAGCCCCCUUUGUCCCAAAUCGAAGGGCCGACGCCGAGAGAUGGGCACGGGUUCAAGUACUCUCAAAGGAAAAAGUCGGCCAGCGUGCAGCACGAGGUGCAGUACAUGAGCACCAUGAGCAUGGAGCUCCACGUCAACACGCGCGAGAGACUGGUGCCGGACCCAGAAGAGGACGAGGUCAAGCUAAUUUUCUGGUGCCUCAAGUCAGACGGAGCCUCUGGCGGGGUGCAAUCGGGGGUCAUCGUGCUGUCUGAAGACGGCAGGUUGGGGCGGCGGAUGCGGCAUCAGGUGUCCGGGCAGCUCGUCGAGGAGGCCUCGGAGCUGGAAUUGAUGUUGCGCAUGGUGGAGCUUGUGCGGACGCACGACCCCGACAUUCUCACGGGAUACGAAGUGCAUGGUGGCUCAUGGGGCUACCUGGUAGAGCGGGCCCGGCUCAAGUACGACUACGACCUGUGCGAUGAGUUCUCACGCAUGAAGAGCCAGUCGUCGCACGGGCGGUACGCUAAGGGGGCGGACCGCUGGGGGUUCCGCACGACGUCGGCCCUGCGCGUGACGGGCCGCCACAUGAUCAACAUCUGGCGUGCGAUGCGCGGUGAGCUAAGCCUCCAACAGUACAGCAUGGAGAACGUGGUGUGGCACCUGCUGCACCGCCGCAUACCGCACUACGCGUAUGAGACGCUGACGGACUGGUACCGCAACGGCUGGCACCGCGACCUCGACAAGCUGGUGCGCUACUGGCAGACCCGAGUGCGCCUCGACCUCGAGAUACUCGACGAGAACGAGCUCGUGUCGCGCACCAGCGAGCAGGCGCGCCUGCUGGGCGUCGACUUCUUCUCCGUCUUCUCGCGCGGCUCGCAGUUCAAGGUCGAGUCCAUCAUGUUCCGCAUCGCCAAGCCCGAGAGCUUCCUGCUGCCGUCGCCCAGUCGUCAGCAGGUCGGCGCCCAGAACGCGCUCGAAUGCCUGCCGCUCGUCAUGGAGCCGCAGAGCGCCUUUUACACCAGCCCCGUCGUCGUGCUUGACUUUCAGAGUCUGUACCCCAGCGUCAUGAUCGCCUACAACUAUUGCUACUCGACCUUCCUCGGCCGCAUCGUCGACUGGCGCGGCGCCAACAAGAUGGGCUUUGCCAACUACCGCCGCCGCCGCCGCUUGCUGGAGCUGCUGCAGGAUCAUAUCAACAUCGCCCCCAACGGCGUCAUGUACACCAAGGCCACCAUCCGCAAAUCGCUGCUCGCCAAGAUGCUGACCGAGAUUCUCGAGACGAGGGUGAUGGUCAAAAGUGGAAUGCGCCAGGACAAGGAGGACCGCGCCCUGCAGCGCCUGCUCAACAACCGCCAGCUUGCGCUCAAGCUGCUCGCCAACGUCACCUACGGCUAUACCUCGGCCUCUUUCUCGGGCCGACUGCCCUGCUCCGAGAUUGCCGACAGCAUCGUGCAGACGGGCCGUGAGACGCUCGAGCGCGCCAUCACCUUUAUCCACUCGGUCCAGCGCUGGGGCGCCGAGGUUGUCUACGGCGAUACCGACAGCAUCUUCAUCCACCUCAGGGGCCGCACCAAGGAGCAGGCGUUCGAGAUUGGAAACGAGAUGGCCAAGGCCAUCACCGACAUGAACCCGCGGCCUGUCAAGCUCAAGUUCGAAAAGGUAUACCUGCCGUGCGUGCUUCUGGCCAAAAAGCGCUAUGUCGGCUACAAAUACGAGAGCGUGUCUCAGCUUGCGCCCGACUUUGACGCCAAGGGAAUCGAGACGGUCCGCCGCGACGGCACGCCCGCCGAGCAAAAGAUUGAAGAGAAGGCGCUGCGCUUGCUCUUUGAGACGGCAGACCUGAGCCGCGUCAAGGCCUACUUCCAACGCCAGUGCGACAAGAUCAUGCGCGGCAACGUCUCCAUUCAGGACUUUUGCUUUGCCAAGGAGGUCAAGCUGGGCACCUACAGCACCCGCCGCGGCACUGGCCCUCCGCCCCCAGGCGCCCUGAUCAGCACCAAGAGGAUGCUAAAGGACGCCCGCGCCGAACCGCAGUACGGCGAGCGCGUCCCCUACGUCGUCGUUGCGGGUGCCCCGGGCGCCCGGCUCGCCGACCGCUGCGUGCCUCCCGAGGAUCUGGUAUCGCCCGCCGGCACGCACCUGCGUCUCGACGCCGAGUACUACAUUUCCAAGAACCUGAUCCCGCCGCUAGAGCGCAUUUUUAAUUUAGUUGGUGCCCAGGUGCGUGCGUGGUACGACGAGGUGCCCAAAGUAAAGCAAGUUCGACGCAUCGUCGUCGAGCCCGCAGGGGGAGCGGGAGUGACGGGCGCCUCGUUUGGUCACCUUUUCGGCUUCGGGUCGGCCAUUGGUGGCGCGUGGCACAGGCCCCAAAAGGUCACGUUGGAAUCAUAUAUGCAAGUCAUGAGGUGCGCCGUCUGUAACGUGCAUAUACAACCGAGGCCGUCGCCGAGGCCGUCGCCGAGGCCGUCGCGGCGGCCUUCCAUACCCGCCGCCCCAAGGAUUGCUCCCGUCUUUGCUUUUCGUCAGCAACAACAACCACCACAGCAGCAGCAGCAGCAGCAGCAGCAGCAGCAGCAGCAGCAGUCACGGCCUGCCAAGCGCCAGCCAAAGAAGCCGGGUGAACCCCUUGUCUGUGGACGCUGCAGAAGCGAUGCGCGGUCGUCGCUGCUUGCCAUGCAGGCGCGCGUGAAGCACGAGCGACGCCGUCUCGAAGACGUCCUGGGCGUGUGCCGCAGCUGCGCCGGCCUGGCGUCCGCCCACGAGCCCGUCGAGUGCGACAGCAAGGACUGUCCCGUCUUCUACACGCGCAUCAAGCAGGCCAUCACGCUACGCACCGAGACCUCCAUCGCAGAACCCGUCAUCAGCAGGCUUGAGAUUAGGCUGGACAAGGCGAGCCGAGCGGCCCUGUAUGAGUGGUAGUGGACAUUUCGGGGGGGGCAAAGGCAAAGGGGGGCAAGGGCAAAAGCACAAAAACGGACAGCGUGCAUCCGUAGCUUCGGGAUUAAGGACCGAAUUGGGUGCGUUGUGGCCAAAAAGGGUAUGCAUUGUGCGCGCGCGCGUGUGUGCUGUAGCCAGUUUAAUUGGCAGCGAUUGAUGGUACGUGCACAUGGUUAGUACGGGGCCAGCACGGGGCCAGCCGGAGCAACCGGAGCAGCCGGAGCGCAUGUAAAUUGCGCCUAAGCGGUAAAUAAGCGCCGGUCGUGGAAAAUUAGCAUUUGGGAAUUUUUUUUGGAACAUAGCAACGGAAACGUAAUGGCGUGCCGGGGUGUGCCGCCGGUAAUGGGUUGCCGGUGAUGGGUUGUAAUGCGUGCAGGUGAUGGUGCAGGUAAUGGUGCAGGUAAUGGGUGCCGGCGCAAUUGGCAAUUGGGUGCGCGCUAGUGUUGCUGCUUCUCCCCCAAGCAACAGGCGCGUCCGGGUCAUCCGGCUGUUUGUAAUUCUCUGCAUUCCUAUCGGAUGUUGGGUUUAUUGCCCGAACCUAUCGCGCAUGUGUUAAUUGACACAAAACCUCCCAGCGCCAAGAAUGAUGUACAUGCCAUACGGGGUUCGGUUCCCCGUCGCAACCCAAACAAUGUUAGCGCUCUAGUAAAAAGAACACGCAAGCAGUAACUAGCAGUA
Gaeumannomyces tritici R3-111a-1 is the source of this 4131-nucleotide messenger RNA. RefSeq lists its product as hypothetical. Gene Ontology annotation, biological process: double-strand break repair via homologous recombination; error-prone translesion synthesis. Gene Ontology annotation, molecular function: nucleotide binding; DNA-directed DNA polymerase activity; DNA binding. Gene Ontology annotation, cellular component: zeta DNA polymerase complex; nucleus. Lineage: Eukaryota; Fungi; Ascomycota; Sordariomycetes; Magnaporthales; Magnaporthaceae. The record is from RefSeq and is a predicted model, not a curated record. Bases 1 to 3435 code for a protein of 1144 amino acids. The transcript has a single exon.